Cydia pomonella (codling moth) is the source of this 705-nucleotide messenger RNA. RefSeq lists its product as uncharacterized. The transcript has 2 exons. NCBI's taxonomy places the organism in Eukaryota, Metazoa, Arthropoda, Insecta, Lepidoptera, Tortricidae. The coding region runs from base 1 to 705 and encodes 234 amino acids. The record is from RefSeq and is a predicted model, not a curated record.
AUGGGCUGGGGAGCUUCGGCGGAUUGCUUACGCACAUCAGGGAUCGCGCUUGUGUACUCUGCGGCGGAGUACUGCGCACCAGUAUGGUUGGGGAGUGCACAUACCAACAAAGUGGACGUCAAACUGCACGAUACCAUGCGUUGCAUCUCCGGCACUAUCAAAUCUACUCCGGUCCACUGGCUGCCACUACUAAGCCAUGUAGCCCCGCCUCAUCUCCGACGCGCUCAGGCUUUGAAGAGAGAAGUGGAGAAGAUUCUGAAAAAUCCAACGUUACCAGCCCAUAAAGAGUUCUGCUACCCUCCCCCACAACGUUUGGUCUCUCGAAACCCACCCUGUGCUAUAGCGCCAAGCCUAAGCAAUUUUAACAUCUUGGACCGGUGGAAAGAUGAAUGGUCUACUGCCACGGUUGGAAAAGAUGACCUCUAUCUCCCAGAUCCGACGAAAAAACCAAAAGGGUUCCAUCUACCUCGAAAGAUCUGGUGUCGUCUGAACAGGUUGAGAACAGGUCAUGGCCGCUGUAAUUAUUUCCAACAUAAGUGGGCUUGGAAGGAGUCUCCGCUCUGCGAGUGCGGCGAAGAAGAACAAACCAUUGAGCACAUAUUUCGGCGCUGCCCACUUCACUUCUAUCCUGGCCCAGCUGAGGAUCUAGAUGUCUUGACACCCGACGUAGUUACCUGGCUUAACAACCUCAAAGCUGUUCUCUGA